AUGGGGGCUGGAGAUCCGCGUGACAUUGCCAUUGGUGCUGCUCUGCAGUGUGCCGAAGCGUUUACGCUUGGGAUGCCAUUUGAAGUCUGGAAGACUCAGCAAAUCUCUGGACUUGCCAAGGGAGCGUGGUUGAGUGCUACAGAGGAAUUUAAGACUUUGGUACGAGGUGGUUUGCGUCGAUUCUAUGAUGGAACUGGAGCCAAAAUGAUAGAGGCCGGGUUAAAAGGAUCUAUUCUCCUUUUCGGUACCAAUUUAACGCUAGAAUUGGAACCUAUGGUUGGUAUUAAUCCACAAAGUGCAUUGGGUGGUAUGUUGGCUGGAUUCUGUGGUGGUGUUGCGCAAACAACGGUUAUGUCACCAAUGACGUAUGUUGUGACGUAUAAGAAUCGUCAUCCGGAACACCGUUCAGUGAGCCUUUUCACAUUACUAAGGGAGGCUGGCUUUCGAAAAGCCUAUGGUUCUGCACCUGCUAUGGCAGGUCGACAGGGUACUAACUGGGCAUUACGAUGGUUCUUUGCAGUUGCUUUCACAAACCAAUACAAGAAAUUUGUGGGACGGCAAAAGUUGACCGCUCCAGAAGAGAUACUUUGUGGAAUUGUUGGUGGUAUGUUGGGAUGCGUAAACCAGCCUUUUGAAGUUGUUCGAGUUCUACAACAAGCUCGAGUUGCAAUGGGAGAUAAAACUGCAAACACACGCAAUUGCGCAGCUUUCGUCUACAAGACAUAUGGAUUACGCGGUUUCUAUGCGGGGUUAAUACCAAGAAUGGGACUCUCUGCCUGGCAAACAAUGUUCAUGGUAACAUUUGCUGGUAUGAUCAAGGAGCGUCUUAAGGCAGUCGGUUCCGUUACCGCACCAUCAAAAAUUUAA
Trypanosoma theileri is the source of this 867-nucleotide messenger RNA. Its product is annotated as putative mitochondrial carrier protein. Gene Ontology annotation, cellular component: mitochondrion. The transcript has a single exon. The record is from RefSeq and is a predicted model, not a curated record. Gene Ontology annotation, molecular function: tricarboxylate secondary active transmembrane transporter activity. NCBI's taxonomy places the organism in Eukaryota, Euglenozoa, Kinetoplastea, Trypanosomatida, Trypanosomatidae. Gene Ontology annotation, biological process: mitochondrial citrate transmembrane transport; alpha-ketoglutarate transport. The coding region runs from base 1 to 867 and encodes 288 amino acids.